AUGCAUCGUGUAGUUUUACAUAUUUACGGACAGGAAGGCAUUCGUCUAUGUAUAUCUGAAAAAAUCAAUAGGUACCUUUCUAUAAAUGUUUCUCCAUCAGAUCCUUUACCUAAAACAAUCUGCAAUAAUUGCUUAGAAAGACUUGAAAAUCAACACAGAUUGGUAAUGCGUAUCGAACAAGCUGCUAAUAUGCUGAAAGGACAUCGAAGGCAUGUUGCUCAUGGCUGCCAUGUCGGCCUUUGUGUACCUUGUAAUGUAAAUCAAAAUAAAUAG
Molecule: messenger RNA, 273 nt
Organism: Parnassius apollo (apollo)
Lineage: Eukaryota; Metazoa; Arthropoda; Insecta; Lepidoptera; Papilionidae
Source: the annotation of a GenBank genome assembly